GUGCUUCUAUAAAUGUAAAUGAACCACCAAAACUAAUGGUCCACUCCCAUCUCUAUAAUAAACCCCAACUAUAGGGAAGUGUUUUACUCUGCAUAUAAAAAUAAGCAAAACUACACCGCUCGUUUAUCAACUGCCAGGAGGCAAUAAUCGCGUAAAUGAAAAUAACCCAAUUCGUUUCCACUAAUCCCUCCGUUCUUUUUUAUCUCAAGCUUCGGGAACGACGUUCAGACCAAUAUGGGAUACUGAGAUAGCAGGACACACACAUGAUGCAUCGCAGGCUCGGGAAGAACAAAAUAAACAGUACUUAACAAAAAAAAAUCUAACUAUCUUCUAGUUUAGUUUGAUAGUAUAUUUGAUAGUGAAUUUUCGGAGAGAAAAUGUUUCAAGGUUUUAGUCUGUGUUUCUGCUUGGCAUUACUUUGCCUCGGACGGUGUGUAUGCAGCACGUGUCCGUUUCAAUGUAGCUGUUUCUUUCACACUCUAUCGGACGGAUCCAAAGCAAGGAGUGUCCUUUGCAAUGACCCAGAGAUCACUCUGGUCCCACCCAACUUUCCUGCAGACACCUCAAAACUGCGGAUCGAGAAGACUGCCAUCACAAGGAUCUCCAGCGAAACCUUUCACUACCUCAACAGUCUGGAAUUUCUCUGGAUGUCUUUCAAUUCUCUGAACUCUUUGAAUGUAGACAGCUUCCGUGGCCUGAGAAGUCUGGAUGAGCUGAGACUGGAAGGGAACGCUCUCACCUCGUUCCCCUGGGAAUCUCUCACUGAUAUGCCCGACCUGAGGCUACUGGACCUGCAUAAUAAUAAGAUAUCGUCGAUCCCGGCCGAGGCAACCAUUUAUAUCAAGAACCUGACCUACCUGGACUUAUCUAGCAACAGCCUAGCCACGGUUCCUCCUGAGGUUCUCCUUACGUGGUUAUCUGUGAAACCAUCUCAAGGAGAUGGGGAAAGUUCCAAAUAUAUUCUAGGUCUCCACGACAACCCGUGGCUGUGCGACUGCCGGCUCUAUGACGUGGUCCAGUUCCAGAAGUCUCCAUCGUCAUCCGUGAUUCUGAUCGACACCAGGCUGCGCUGCGCGGACCCUGAGAGCCUGUCGGGGGUGCUGUUCAGCGAGACGGAGCUCCAGAAGUGCCAGGAGCCCCGUGUCCACACGGCUGUGGCCCGGGUCAGGAGCUCCCUGGGGAACAACGUCCUGCUGCGCUGUGGGACCAUCGGAGUCCCAGUACCAGAGCUGUCCUGGACCCGGGAAGACGGUAAACAGAUGAACGGCACUGUUCAGGAAGAAGUUUCAAAGGAGGGAAUCAUUUGGUCCAUCCUGAGUGUGCGUGCUGUCUCUUACAGGGACUCUGGGAAAUACAUCUGCAAAGCGACCAACUUCGUGGGUACUGCAGAUGCCAUCAUCUCCCUAGUUAUCACAGACUCCUUUAAAAAUGAGGAACAAGGUGGCAGCUCCAAGACUAGAAAACAAAGGGUACGGAAAACCGGUGGGUUUGGGAAAGCUGCCUACCAGGAUAAACUUGUUGCAAAAUACAUACCUCCACCAASCACACCCAUCAUUGAACCACUAGGACCGGGCGGUUUUACAGGAAAGUAUGAUAUCGAGAGCUACGACAUCUCAAACAGCGUGGCUGACGGACAGAUGCCCGGUCCUCCCAUCACGGAGACGGCGAUGCAGGAAGUGGAGAAGGUGGAGGUCCUUAGCAACCUGGCAGCCAACGCCUCUUCUUUACAGGCGCCGGCACCGCCGGAGAAACGGGUGGUGCGUUUGGUGAAGAUAAUCGGCGACACCGACCACACCGUCUCCCUGAACUGGCGGGCCCCGGCGGCCAAGAACACCACCGAGUUCAGCGUCCUGUACGCCGUGUUCGGCGAGAGGGACAUGCGGAGGAUCAACGUUGCUGCGGGAAAGAACCGGAUCACUAUUGAGGGCCUUGUGCCAAGGACAAAGUACAUCGCCUGCGUCUGCGUCAAAGGCCUGAUCCCUAAAAAAGAGCAGUGUGUAAUCUUUUCAACGGACGAGGCGGCCAGCGCAAGCGGCACCCAGAAGCUCAUUAAUGUGGUGGUGAUCACCGUGGCCUGCGUGAUCGCUGUCCCCCUGACACUGAUCGUCUGCUGCGGGGCGCUCAAGAAGCGCUGUAAAAAGCUACUGGGGAGGAAAUCCAAAGAUAUCCAAGAAUCAUAUGUGACAUUUGAGACCUUCUCCCCGGGACAGAAGCCUAGGGGGAUGGAGGGGGAGUACCUUGCCAAACAACAGCCAGACGAGUCCAACAGACUGCUCUCUGCUAGGUCCAGUGUGGACUCCGAGGCCAUUUGUAGGACUGAGGGACCGCCUAACGAGUACUUUUGUUGAUACUAAAUGAUGGCCUCAAGCCUUUAGAGGACAGAGAAAGUCUGUCCUUUCCAUGCGGAACUUAAAUAUUUGUUCUUAAGGUUUUGUAUGAUUUCAGCCAGUAGUUGACAGUAGCAUGAACAGAAACAAAAGGCUAGUUGCAUUGACACUCUUGCCUUUGGAAAAAAACAUGUGUGGUGAAUAUGUGAGUUAGAUAAAUAAGUGUUGACAUAACUGUGAUUAUGGGAAUACAGGCAACCCUUGACCUGAUGAACUGUCAUUAAAAAAAAAGUUUUAUUGUUGUAUAUAUAUAUWUUUUUUUCUUAAAUUAUUUCUGAUCUGCAAAGAAACAUUUUGUAUUUGUAAUGCACUUUUAAGGGCAGUAUUUAACUUUUCCAAAAUUCCCAGGUUUUACAGAAAUUCUGUGUGGAAGAUUCCUGGAAUAAGGAACUCUAAAUGGCCCUUUCUACUAGAAUACAUUAAACCCAUCUUCUUAAUGAAGUUUUGCAAGGAGAAAGAGUAACGACAGAGUUAUUCUCAAAUGAAUAUGACCUCAGAAUUCUGGCACAGUUGUUAUUUGACAAAAUAAAGUAUUUGUAAAGUAUUGUUGAAGCAGAACUCAUCUCUAGUGAUAUUUUAUACUUUUCUUUGUAUUUACCAUAUAAUGUUAAUGUGCCAGCUUUACUGUCCAAUCAAAGCUAACAUACUAUAUAUUUUGUAAUAUGUA
Salvelinus sp. IW2-2015 is the source of this 3054-nucleotide messenger RNA. RefSeq names its product leucine-rich repeat, immunoglobulin-like domain and transmembrane domain-containing protein 1. Gene Ontology annotation, cellular component: endoplasmic reticulum membrane. The record is from RefSeq and is a predicted model, not a curated record. NCBI's taxonomy places the organism in Eukaryota, Metazoa, Chordata, Actinopteri, Salmoniformes, Salmonidae. Gene Ontology annotation, molecular function: protein binding.